This is a messenger RNA of Strongylus vulgaris, 174 nucleotides long. The record is from the annotation of a GenBank genome assembly. NCBI's taxonomy places the organism in Eukaryota, Metazoa, Nematoda, Chromadorea, Rhabditida, Strongylidae.
AUAAACGCUGAACUGUUUGAGCUGUCUCCAGAUGGAAGUAAGUGGUUAAUGGUUGACAAUCGCAUGAUGUACAUCUCCGUUUAUCGAAAUGAAAUGGAUCGAGUUCGAGUUACUGCAGUUUCACAAACAGGCAAAACAAUGCUUGACACAACCCUCGGCAAAGGUGAGCUGUAG